AUGGAGGAUAAAUCAAAAAUUUCUAAAAAUCCCCAAAAAGACGAUCACCAAGCCCCACAAACAUCCGCUCCAAAAACACCCCAAACCUCCCUUCCCACCCCCUCUACAGACCCUUCCUCCCCUUCCAAAUCCCCUCCAGACCCCCUCUGCCCCCUCCACUCCAAACCAAUAGAAGCCUUCUGCGAAGAAGACCACUCCCUCGUCUGCAUAACCUGCAUUCUCUCCCCCAUUCACAAAGGAAAAACCUUCUCCUCCCUCCAAGACGCCACCAAGUCCCAAACAGCCCAUAUAAAAACCCAAUACCAAAAAUCCCUCCAGAUCCUGACCUCCCUCCACAAGCAGAAGAAGGAAGCCACUCAAAAAUACACUGGGCUUUUAGAAACCUGUUCUACCAAGAAGGAUGAGAUCAUUGACUACUUCAACUCUUUAAGAGAAAUUAUUGAUAUUAAGGAACAGAAGUUAUUGAAGGAAGUCAGUGAGAAGGAACAAGUGGUCAGUGAACAGUUUGGGAAGAAGAUGAAGGCGAUGGAGGAACAGGAGCAGAGGUUGGAGGAGAUGAAGGGGUUGGUGGAGGAUGGGGAGGAUAGUAUCAAAUCGCAGAUAGAUUUUCUUAAUGAAUGAGAAGGUAGAAAUGAGAUUAUUGAGAAAGCCAACAAACCGAUUAAUGCGAUAAAAUAUCCUCAACCUCCCACUAGGUUCAGAGAUGAUAGGGAAACUGAAAGUAUAAUUAAAGAAUUCAAGCAAAGGAAGAAGCCUGCUAAGAAAAGAACACCAGCUCCUAACAAAAAUGCAAGUCAAACACCUUCAGUUAAUAAGAAUAAGCCAAAAGACCCUCCAAAGAAUUUUUCUCAAUCAAUGAAAGUCCCCAAAAAGGUAUCUCCAGAGAAAUCAAGUGUAACAAAGUCACCCCAAAUUCAGAAAAAUCCAAGCAUAAAUAACAAAAGAAAAUCUGAAGUAAUCACAACAAAGAAGGCCCAGAAUGAAUCUAAACCAAGUGUGAAGCCAUCUAAAAAUCUAAUUGAGGCCCGAAGAGAUCCUCCUAAAGUUAUCAAAGAGGCUCUCCAAAGACAAUGAAAGUCUAUAAAUGAAGAACUCAACAUCACCGAUGAUCUCAACGAGAGAGAAGAAGAAGAACUACUCCAAAAUAACCAAAGAAACCUUCAUAAGUUCUUAAGUUCCCGAGAGAAAGACUCCCAACCUUUGCCUCCAAAGGAGUUGUCUAAAAAUGAAAGGCCUAAGCCUGAGCGCCCACCAAGACGAAACAUGCAUAGCGAAAGUUUAAGUCAGAAAAAGGCCAGAGUCCCAUCAGCAAGUAGAAAAAUGUGGGACCGAAAACCAAGGAACCAAGAUAGAACCAAAAUGGCUGCUGAAAGGCCUCCAUCAGGAAAUGUCAAGGAUACUCACUCUUCGUAUAAAUAAAAGAAGAGCGGUCAAAGAAGUUCAUGACCAGGAACAAGGCGAGAACAGAGUUCAAGAAGAACCAGUUAAUAUUGACAGAUUAUCAGAUCUCCGAAACCGAAGAAAAGCACAAAAACAAGGGAAUAACGACCAUCUUUCAGAAGAAUUUAAAAAUCAGAUGAGUGAGCUAAACCAAGUCACAUCAGAUAUUCUAUCUCGUGAAACUUUCAUGCCUAAUUCUUUGCAAGAAAAUGAAUUUUGAAACCAGGAUGUAAAGAAUUUAGACGAAGAGAAACCUCCCCAAAUGAUGAGUCUGAGUGAUUGGGGCUUGAAAGAAAUUCUUCAAGAAUCUGAAGACCAAGAGAAAUUAAAAAUCCCUAUAAAUUCUGCCUCUAAACAAGCAUGUGAAAAGGUUAAGUCAGGGAGAAGACCCCAUGCUCCUCUGAAGAUAAAGAAGAAAGAUAUUAAAAUGCACAAGUAA
Molecule: messenger RNA, 1879 nt
Organism: Moneuplotes crassus
Lineage: Eukaryota; Ciliophora; Spirotrichea; Euplotida; Euplotidae
Source: the annotation of a GenBank genome assembly